UAGAAAAGAUUAGGCAACUAAUUUCGGAAGAGAUAGAAUCGGGUUUUCGUGUGUCGGGUCGGAUCGGAACGGAACUACCCAUAUUAUAAAACGGGUCAUUAAGACCCGUCUCUGUGUAGUCUAAGUUGGGGGUAUCCGUACCGGUAGACCCGCAACGACUAUUGUGUUCCCUUCAUCCUUCAAUUUCUCUUCCUGCACACACAGCAUCAUCGUCUUCGUCGUCGUCUCCGAUCAAUCAAUCCCCUUUCUUAUUCGCCGUCUUCACUCACUCUCUCUCUCUCUCUCUAUAUAUAUAUAUAUCUAUCUAUUCGCUCUUGCAGAAGCACGAGGUAAGGCUGUGUAAGAUAAAUCCAAUUCAGUCUGGCCCGUUUUUGACCCACGGAUAUAGCUGGAGCUUAGUGCACCUGGCUGCCGUUUGUGUCAUUCUUUUCCCGCGUACUCUUACAUGUGCUCUGCUCAAACUUGGUGUGUGGAUAGAUAAUAUGCCAUAGCUGAGAAAGAAUAUGCUUCACUAGCAUUUCCAUCUCUUGGACAAGGACUAUAUAUUAUUGGACUGUUAUCCUCUGCAGUGUGUAAGCUGAAGCUGAGCUGAACUGCAUCCUGCUUAUAACUUUUGGGAACAACAUGCAGCAAGCUGUUCAGACAAGGUCUUUUGCUAAUGGAUUUGGCAGUCGUAAAGGCGAAAAAGAAAUUGGGACAAGGUUGGAGAGUAGAACGCAGUCUACAAAGACGACUUCCAGCAAGUCGACAGCUGUUGGUAAAAGGGGAUCAUAUGAAAGCCCUUCACAUGAUCGACUAGUUUAUUUCAGUACAUGUCUUCUUGGACAUCAAGUGGAAGUACAAAUGACGGAUGGAUCCGUGUUUUCAGGCAUAUUUCAUGCAACAAAUCCUGAUAAAGAUUUUGGUAUUAUUCUGAAAAUGGCUCACUUGAUAGAAGAUGGUUCCCAGGGGAGGAAGAAUACUUCUGAAUCCCUGAACAAACCUCCAACAAGGACUUUGAUAAUUCCGGGUAAAGAGCUUGUGCAAGUUAUAGCAAAGGGUGUGCCUUCAACUUUAGAUGUCUUCAGAGCUGAAUUGCUGCGGGAAAAACAGCAGGAACUGUUGACAGAUUCAUGCAUAUCACAGUCCCGGCAUGGUGAGGUGGAGAGGCAGUUGCAACGUUGGGUGCCUGAUGAUGAUGCUCUUGAAUGUCCUGAGUUGGAUAACAUAUUUGAUGGCCACUGGAACAGGGGCUGGGACCAGUUUGAGGCCAAUGAAACACUAUUUGGAGUAAAAAGCACAUUCAAUGAGGAACUUUAUACUACAAAGCUCGACAAAGGUCCUCAAAUGAGGGAGUUGGAAAAAGAAGCUUUAAGAAUAGCUAAGGAAAUCGAGGGUGAAGGAACACGUGAUCUUCAUCUAGCAGAGGAGAGAGGAAUUCAACUUCAUGGGAACCUUGAAGUUGAUGAAGAAACCAGAUUUUCAGCAGUUGUUAGAGGGGUUGAUGAUAGUGGCUAUGGUGAUUGUGAGGACAUACUGAUGGAUUCACGUAAUGAUGAAACAUUUCAAUGUAGGGAAUUCUCAUCAAGAUCUUCGUCUGUGGAUGAAUUGCAAUCUUCUCAGUUGAGUACCAGCAGGGAUGCCUAUCAGACUAACAAUGAUGAUCAUAGCAAACAGUUGUCAGCUGAACAUGUUCUUCAAAGUGCCUCGAUGAUGGAUGAGAGCAGGGGGCACAAGAUCACGUUCAGUGGACUUGAUGGAGCUAGUUGCAAUAAAGAGGAGAUGAGAAUGCAAACGUUAGCUGAAGGGGCACAGACAUCAAUACCUGAAGAUUCCAAGUCAUCACUAAGAGUGGAAAAGGAAACCUUGGAUAAGGGAGGGUCGUCUAUGGAUGUCUCUCCAUUGUCUCCCCCUCGUGAAUGCCAGGAAAAAAUCACAGGUUCUUCUUGUGAAAAGGAGGCUGAUGCAUCUUCCAAGAGUCGAGACAAUGCCCGAUCUGCUCAUUCUUAUGUCAGACCUAGCAGUUCUGCUUUAUCCUCUAUUGACAAAGCAGGUGCUGCAUCUAGUAAUGGGUUAUCACGUAGCUCCUCCGUGAGUUCAUUUUCUUCAGAAAAAUCCACAAAGUCCACAUUAAAUCCACAUGCUAAGGAAUUUAAAUUUAAUCCCAACGCGAAGAGCUUUGUCCCAUCUCAAGCGACUAUGAGACCGGCGUCUCCAGUGUCUGAUAAUUCCUUCUACUAUCCAGCUGGGAUGGCUGCUAUGCCACACAUGCAUGGCAUGUCUAUGGGCAUUGGGGUUGGUCCGUCGUUUGCUGGACAUCAGUCUGUUGUAUUUAAUCCACAGAGUACCCCUGCACCACAGCCGUAUUUUCAUCCAAAUGGACCUCAGUAUGGACAGCAGAUGAUGAUUGGUCACCCUCGGCAAGUUGUCUACAUGCCAACUUAUCCCCCUGAGUUGCCGUACAAGGGAAGAGGAGAGUAUUGACCAGUCGUCGCUGACUUGGUGGCUGAACCCUUUGCUAUUAUGUGAAACAAAUUUGUGACAGUAGAUCGCUUGGAUCAUUUAUUGGUGCUUAAAGUCCUGAUAUAAUAGCUGCAAUCUGCACCUGCUGACUGAAAUGGUUCUGUUAGAACUUCUGUAUAAUGGCGAAUCAGUUAUUCUACUUUUCCUUAUCAUAGAUUUUAUUUUCUUAAGCUCUCAGUGUUCUUUGUCAUACUGCAGUUUAUUUCGUCUUGCGGGUUUGUUAAACUCUUUUUUUCUUGGACAAAAUUUAACCAGUCUGUCCUGUAUUGUCUUAUUACAUGAUGGUUGGGGUGUGUGAGAACUUGUUUUCGUCCAAUGAUAAGUGUUUGUUGGUACAAAA
Molecule: messenger RNA, 2842 nt
Organism: Capsicum annuum
Lineage: Eukaryota; Viridiplantae; Streptophyta; Magnoliopsida; Solanales; Solanaceae
Product: polyadenylate-binding protein-interacting protein 4
Exons: 15
Coding region: 625-2463 (612 amino acids)
Biological process (GO): cytoplasmic stress granule assembly
Cellular component (GO): cytoplasmic stress granule
Molecular function (GO): RNA binding
Source: RefSeq, a predicted model, not a curated record